Messenger RNA from Leptosomus discolor (cuckoo roller), 588 nucleotides. The record is from RefSeq and is a predicted model, not a curated record. Lineage: Eukaryota; Metazoa; Chordata; Aves; Leptosomiformes; Leptosomidae.
AUGAUGGGGAUAAUACGGCACGCCGAGAAGGCGCCCACGAACAUCCUCUACAAAGUGGACGACAUGACGGCAGCCCCGAUGGACGUCAGGCAGUGGGUUGAUACUGACGAGGCGGGUGGUGAGAACGUUGUGGUACCGCCAGGAACUUACGUGAAAGUGGCCGGUCACCUGCGGUCUUUCCAGAAUAAGAAAAGCUUGGUGGCAUUUAAGAUCGUGCCUCUGGAAAAUAUGAAUGAGUUCACCACGCACAUUCUAGAAAUUGUCAACGCGCAUAUGAUCCUCAGGAAGAACCUUAUGGUACCGUCGAGAGCGCCGCAGCCGUUCGCCUCCGCCGGGCUGGGCGAGAUGGGGGGCUACGGCGGAGGGGGCAGCCUGCCCGUGAACGGACUCACAGCGCACCAGAGCCAGGUGCUGAACCUGAUUAAAAACUGCCCUGUCCCAGAGGGUAUGAGUCUUCAAGAGCUGAAACUUCAGCUACACAAUAUGAGCAUGUCAACCAUAAAGCAAGCUGUUGAAUUCCUUAGCAGCGAGGGACACAUCUACUCCACUGUGGAUGAUGAUCACUAUAAGUCAACGGAUGCUGAGUAA